UCCCGCCGGCCCCUCCGCAGCGCUACCCUGCCCGCCCCGCCGCCUCUCCGCCUCCUGCGUGCCGCCGACAUGGCGGAGCUGGAGGUGGGGCAGCACUGCGGCGUGCCCGAGUGCCGCCAGCUCGAUUUUCUUCCCUUUGUAUGUGAUGGCUGUUCAGGCAUCUUUUGCCUUCAGCACAGGAGCCGGGAUGCUCAUGGGUGUUCUGAGGUGAAUAUAAGAAACAGUUCUGUGAAACCUGAUCAGCACAGAUCUUACCCAUGCUCAUACAAGGACUGCAAUGGAAAGGAGCUUUUGCCAGUGUUGUGUCCUUACUGUGAAAAACAUUUUUGUCUCAGACAUCGUCAUCAAUCAGACCAUGAAUGUGAGAAGCUGGACACACCGAAACCUCGAAUGGCUGCCACCCAGCAGCUUGUUCAACAUAUUAUAGAUUCUAAAAAGAGUGACGAAGUGAAAAGCAAAAAACGUAAAGGAGCAAAAAACAGUGAGACAGCAGCAAAAGUGGCAUUAAUGAAACUGAAAAUGCACGCAUGUGGGGACAAGUCCUUGCCUCAGACAGAAAGAAUUUACUUUCAAGUAUUUUUACCAAAAGGGAGCAAAGAGAAAAGCAAACCCAUGUUCUUUUGCAGUAAGUGGAGUAUUGGCAAAGUAGUAGAUUUUGCAGCUUCCUUAGCAAGCCUUAAAAAUGACAACAACAAAUCAACGUCCCAGAAACUGAGAUUAUGCCAUACUGCCUCUGGAGAAGCCUUGCCAUUUGAGCACACACUGGAAACAUGGCUAUCUGAUAAGGACUAUCCACUGUACAAUGGAGGGAAUAUAAUUCUGGAGUAUCUUGAUAAUGAUGUUCUAUUUAUAGAAGAUACAGAAUCCUACUUUAGUUAGUCAAUAAAUUUUUACAAAAAUAAAAAAAUCCAGUAUUUUUUAGAAGCAUGGUAUUAAAAAGCAAGUCCAGUGUUCUUUUAAAAUCAUUGGUAUGCCAGAAUCUGUCUUCCAUUGUAAAGACACAAUUUCCAUCAGUUUCUCAGUUGCUUGACUGACAGAAGAACUAUGUCCUGAAAGGAAAAGUAUAAUAACUAAUAUUACAGGUAUUCACAUUCUAGAAUAAAUUCUUGCUCUAUUGAACUGUAUAAUAUCAAUAUUUUUUUCUUAAAUUUGGUAUUUAUUUUUGUGUAAGUGGCGGGGACAGUAUGUCUUAAUAAAUAAUGAGAAUGUAAACUUGAAGUAUGACAGUUUUCUGAAGGAAAAAAACAUACUAUGCUAAUGCAGCAUCUUUUCUACAUCUACACAAACAGAUUUGAUUGCAUUUGGAAACUGGCACUGUCCAUGCACCAGGUUCACAUUUUUUUCUUAAUGAUAUUUAGGAAGAAAGCUUUAUGAAACAAAAGUAAAUUCACUCAGGUGUCUUCCUGAUUGUAAAUCUUUUUGUGUGAUUGAGGGAUAAAAGAGCUCGGUAAGCCUGUCACUUAUUUUGCUUCUCAGUGCUCUUUACUGUAGUUUUAACAUGACUUAGGUGUGAAUAAAUUGCUUUACUGGAUGUCAGACGAAGGUGAUUUUGGUUUCCAUGAAGGAAAGGGUUGUCAGAGGCUGGUUAUUUUGGAAAUCUUUGUCUCCAGACAAAGAUUUGACUUUGUCAGUGGAAAGUACAGGAGCAUUUUUCUGCUUUCCCCUGCCUGUCUCUCCAGUUAUCUUGCUUUCCAGUACAAGAGGAACAGUUCCCUUUUCCCUUGUUACUUAUUUUCCUCCUUUUAAUCUGCAAUUGUCUAUUCAUCUCUCGUUUUAUCUUAGGCUGCUGUGGUACAGAAUAUGCAGUAAGAGCCCAACCAGCAUUGUGGAACCAGUGAGCUGGGAAGAGCCCUAAACAGAACUUUUUCCCCACCCUGUUGCUACAAAAGCAAGUGAAAAAUACUUUUGUGCAACAGAGUAAUUUCCCUUUUUAUUUAGCAGAAAAUCUUCUGCUAAAUCUUCAAGAGUUUUCCACUUACACCCUUCCUUCUGCUCCUGAUUUUUCUGCCUUGGCAUUUGCAGGCAAAACAAUUGAAAUAACACUUGUUUGUGGAUGAAGAGAAGAUAGACUUGGGAUGCAGGAAGUCGAUCUUUGGGGAGACCUCAGAGGUUGUACCAGCAUGGUUGCUUUCAUCAAUUGCCAGUAAUGGCUAAGGUCUGUCAGCCUGUAAAUGACAGUACAAACAUGGCAAGUCACAGUUGAUAAGACUCCAAAAAGUUUUCACUAUCAUCUUAUUCCAGGAAUGUGUAUAGGAUUGUACACAGAAGCACAUUCGAGGUAGUUUUCAGAAACUAAGAAGCAAAACCAAAUUAGUCUGACAAAUAAUUGAGAAGAGACGAAAACUCCACCCUAAGCAAUGGUACUAGGAACAAAAGCAGAAACUUUUCCAUACCUCUAGGACCUUGCCUAGUUUAGAACUGUUCUCAUUUUACCUGUUUAGAUUCCAAUCUACCUUUACUUAGCGUUUUGUUUUUUUAAACUCAUUAUCUUAGCACAUUUUCAUACAGAAAGUUCAACAACUACAUUUGAAAAAAAAGACCAAAAUACUUCAGAGGAAUCAGUUCUCAAUUGAAGCCACUGUUGAUUUUACAGGUCUGUGCUUAGAAGGUGCUGAAUUUUUUCACUUCUGAAUUAAAAAACAGAACUUUAACUUCUAGUAGAAGCCAAAAAAAUGUAUGUAAAGAAACAUAUGUAAAGUUAUGCAAGCAAGAAAAGGAAUUUAUCAAAAGAAAUACUUCCUGAUUUUACAACAAACAUGCUUUCAGCCAAACUACAAAAAUAGGUGAAUAUCAAGCAUUUUAGUUGUUCUAGCUGUAAUUUUAGAGAAUGCACAUGGUCAAGGAUUUAUAAACGCUUUAUGAGAUGCUGCGGUAGCAGCUCCUGGCCUUGUUCCAGUUCAAACAUUGCUGCAAGGUUUCCUGGCAUGUGUUUGUAAUAUAUGCAACAGUUUGGAAAAGGUUGUAUUAACACCAAGAGUUCGAUUCUGCUUGGAUCGUGACCUGUUAGAUUGGCUGGGCAAUGCUGUUCUAAACAAGAAAUAAUAUAUCACACUAAGAAAGCAGGCAGUAAUCUCUCAUACUUUUAUUUUCUCAAUUUUCUGUGUCUGUUCUGGAAAAGUGUGCACCCUGGGGUGUGAUCAGUCUGGUCUGCAGACUUUUUUUUAUCAAUACAUCACCUCCAUUCAUCCAGUUUAUCAGGUGACACAUAAAUAUACCUUGCAGCUUAGUUUUCCUCCUAGUAGCCCCAUAUAUAAAAUACAAAAUUUCAUUUCAGCUGGAAUAGAAAUUGUGGUUUGGAUUUGGAAAAUUCUUAUACUUGUUAGGAGAGAACUUCAGGCAUUCCUGUUUUACUUCUGCUGAUUUUAAGGUGAAUGCAGAAUUUGGAAUCUGUAAAACCCUUGCUGUAAUCUUAAGUAUACAUUAAUGAUGUCAAAAAGCCAUUUUUCAUAACACUCAUGCAGUCCUGUAUAGAUUGUACUGAGGCAUGUACAGCUGCUUGCCUCAACAAAAACUGAAUCUGAGCCAAAGUGCCUCUUUCAGUGGUCUGUGUGCUUUUGGUGUAACCUUGUAAAGAACGAUUUGCAAAAUAAUCAAUAAAAACACAACUUA
This is a messenger RNA of Pyrgilauda ruficollis (rufous-necked snowfinch), 3609 nucleotides long. RefSeq names its product zinc finger AN1-type containing 1 (gene ZFAND1). Gene Ontology annotation, molecular function: zinc ion binding. The transcript has 8 exons. Gene Ontology annotation, cellular component: cytoplasm; cytoplasmic stress granule. Gene Ontology annotation, biological process: cytoplasmic stress granule disassembly. NCBI's taxonomy places the organism in Eukaryota, Metazoa, Chordata, Aves, Passeriformes, Passeridae. The coding region runs from base 70 to 879 and encodes 269 amino acids. The record is from RefSeq and is a predicted model, not a curated record.